CGCCGCCCCCCCUCCCCUCCCCGGGGCCCUGUGCCGCCAUGAAGCCGCCGCUGCGUCCCCGCUUGGCCCCGGCGCGGUUCGUGACGGGCCCGGGGGCGGCGGCGGGGCCCGAACGGCCGCGGGCGGCCUGGUCGGGCCGGGAGAAACGGGCGCUGCUGGCGGCGCUGCGGGCUCAGGCCGCCCGCGGCCUCCCCACGGACCUGCAGCCGCGGGCGCUGCGGGAGCGGCUGCCCCGGCGGAGCGAGGCCGAGAUCCUGUCGUUCCUGUGCCGGCUGCGGGGCCGGGCAGCGCGGGAGGCCGUGCGCACCCAGUACCGGCACUGCCUGGAGCAGCAACGCCGCCGGCGCGCCCAGGUCCCGGCGCCCAUCGAGGUGUGGCUGGAGCUGGCGGAGACGCUGGCAGAGGGGCUGGAGGAAGUGACAGCAGCCGCCUUCUCCCAGGUUCUCACUGUCGCAGCCACGGAGCCGCUGACCCUGCGCCACUCCCUCCCCCCACUCCCCGACAGCACUGCGGUGCCGCCGGAUCGGGGGGGGUCGGCACCGGGGGACCCCGCCACCCCCCCCCCACAGCCCCCUGCCCCCGAGGGCUUCACUGUCAACUUCCAGAGGGUCUACGAAUACCUGGCGCGGCUCUGCCUGCGCAGCAAGGUCCCCCCGCUCCCCCCUGGCGAGUCGGCGGUGGUGCUGGCGCUGCUGGGCUCCCUCCCCCAGGAACUCGGCGCCCUGGACCGCGUCGCCCUCCACAGCCACCUCCGGGGGUCCUACAGCGCCCUGACAGCCCCCCGCCCCACCGGGACAGACCCCGCCGCCCCCCCGACCCCUGCGACACUCACCCCCGGCUGGGGGGGGGUCGGCCUCUGCCCCCUCAACCUCUUCCUGGUGCCUCUGCGGCUCCUGGCCCGGGUGGGACCCUCGGGGUGAGGCGCAACGCCCCUUCCCCGAGGAAUAAAGGUGGAAAUUUGCCCAAAA
This is a messenger RNA of Tyto alba (common barn owl), 968 nucleotides long. RefSeq names its product small nuclear RNA activating complex polypeptide 2 (gene SNAPC2). Gene Ontology annotation, cellular component: nuclear body. Gene Ontology annotation, molecular function: RNA polymerase II general transcription initiation factor activity. The transcript has 5 exons. Lineage: Eukaryota; Metazoa; Chordata; Aves; Strigiformes; Tytonidae. The coding region runs from base 39 to 920 and encodes 293 amino acids. Gene Ontology annotation, biological process: snRNA transcription. The record is from RefSeq and is a predicted model, not a curated record.